Molecule: messenger RNA, 3129 nt
Organism: Carassius carassius (crucian carp)
Lineage: Eukaryota; Metazoa; Chordata; Actinopteri; Cypriniformes; Cyprinidae
Product: syndetin-like
Exons: 29
Coding region: 119-3091 (990 amino acids)
Biological process (GO): retrograde transport, endosome to Golgi; endocytic recycling
Cellular component (GO): EARP complex
Molecular function (GO): SNARE binding
Source: RefSeq, a predicted model, not a curated record
CACGUGAGUCCAACAGUGAAACAUGGCACCUGUCUAGCACAGCAAGGAGUGAAUCGCGUUUGACAGAAAAAGACAAGAGGAUACAUAACGUUUACUGCUUAGUGUUUUCAGCCAUACAAUGCAGAAAAUCAAGUCUUUGAUGGCCCGUCAGGGUCUGAAGAGUCCCCAGGAGAGUGUGGUUGACAUGAGCCCUGUGGAGAGCUUCAGGUCCCCCAGCAAGGAGGAACUGAGGGAACUGAGAGAACAGCCCACGGAUCCACAGGCAGAACAGGAAAUCAUUGAUAGCAUAGAGGAAGUGUACUUCUCCAGUGACUCCUUUGACAUGGUGCAAUACGAGCUUGAGAAACUCCCACCGGAUUUGGACCUUCUGGAGCUUGAGGAGUACAGAGAUAAGCUGAAGAGACAACAAGCAGCUGUUUCUAAAAAAGUGGCAGACCUCAUUUUGGAGAAACAGCCUUCCUAUGUUAAGGAGCUCGAGAGAGUGACAUCUCUGCAGACCAACUUGCAGCUGGCUGCAGUCAUCUGCACUAAUGCACGAAGGCAGCUUCGUUCUUCUAAAGAAGGCUUUACUGAAGCCAGUCUGGGGCUGUUAGCCAAUCAGAGACGACGACAGCUGUUGACAGGAUUGUUGAAGUCUUUGAGGACCAUAAAGACUCUGCAAAGAACUGAUGUUCGACUUAGUGAAAUGCUUGAGGAGGAGGACUAUCCGGGCGCCAUCCAGCUGUGUUUAGAAUGCCAGAAGGCUGCCAGCACUUUCAAACACUACAACUGUAUAAGUGAGUUGAAUUCCAAACUGCAAGACACUCUGGAGCAAAUCGAGGAACAGCUAGAUGUGGCGCUGUCCAAAACCUGCAAACACUUUGAUGUUUCUCACUACACCAAAGUUCAACUGGCAUACAAGCUGCUGGGGAAGACGCAGACGGCCAUGGAUCAGCUGCACAUGCAUUUCACCCAGGCCAUCCACAACACUGUCUUCCAGGUGGUGCUGGGAUACGUAGAGCUGUGUGCCGGCAACGCCGACACCAAGUUCCAGAAGAUGCAGUACAAGGACCUUUGCACGCACAUUACCACAGACAGCUACAUCCCCUGCUUGACUGAUCUCUGCAAGGCCUUGUGGGAGGUGAUGCUCAGUUACUACCUAACCAUGCAGUGGCACGAUGAGCACUACAAAGAAGAAGAGACGACUCCUGGGGCAGAUGAUUCCAGCGCAGACGGCUCAGACGAAUCCACUGUGGGCCGCAGUUAUGUGAAGAAGAAGCUGGAACAUGGCUUAUCGCGGAUCUGGCAGGACGUCCAACUGAAAGUGAAAGCCUAUUUGCUGGGAACAGACGUGUCCAACUUCAAGUAUGACGACUUCAUUGUUGUUCUGGAUGUUAUCAGCAGGUUAAUGCAGGUGGGAGAGGAAUUCUGCGGCAGCAAGUCCGAGGUGUUGCAGGAGUCCAUUAAGAGACAGAGUGUAAACUACUUUAAGAACUAUCACAGGACUCGUCUGGAGGAGUUGCGAAUGUUUCUUGAAAAUGAAACAUGGGAGCUGUGCCCUGUGAAGUCCAACUUCAGUAUCGCCCAACUUCACGAGUUUAGGUUCAUGGGUCAGUGUCGUUCUCCUUCAGUGUCUCCCAGCAGGCAGCCGGAAUCCACAGAGCCGAUGGAGCUUUGUCUGUUUGAACAGUUCCUGCAGGGUGGAAAUCCUUUUGAGAUGCAGAUUGACAAUAAGGAAGAGGAGACAGAGGAUGUCCUGGCUUCUAAUGGGUAUGAGUCAGAUGAGCUGGAGAAGAGCGUGUAUCAGGACUACGACAGUGACAGUGAUGUACCUGAGGAGCUGAAACAAGACUAUGUAGAUGAACAGACAGGAGACGCUCCAGUGAAGAGUGUGUCCAGGGAGACACUUCGCAGCCGCAAGAGGUCCGACUACAAUCUGAACCGAGCCAAUGCCCCCAUUCUUACCAACACCACCCUCAACGUGAUUCGCCUGGUUGGAAAAUAUAUGCAGAUGAUGAACAUUCUGAAGCCCAUUGCCUUUGAUGUCAUCCACUGUGUGUCUCAGCUCUUUGAUUAUUACCUGUAUGCCGUCUACACCUUCUUUGGCCGGAAUGACAUGCACUUCCAAUCUGCAUCUCUGCCUUCACAAGGCUCUCAACCUGGUGUGUCCAGACAGGCGGUCCCUGUCUAUUGGUAUGAAUCAUCUGGGCUGGGUUUGAUCAGCAGCAGACUGAGGACUACACUCAGCCGAAUGCAGGAGAGCCUAAUAGACAUGGAGGCUGGAGGAGAGAAUGCAGGUCCUCAUGCAUCUCCUGAGGAAAGGAAGGAGAAGGUCCCCAUUCCUCAUCUGAGUCAGCUGGUGAUCCUGACGUCUAGUGAUACGCUCUAUGGCUUGUCUGAGAGAGUCGUUGCCACUGAAUCACUAGUUUUUCUGGCAGAGCAGUUUGAGUUUCUUCAGCCUCAUCUUGACACCACGAUGCCUUCAGCCAAGAAGCCCUUCCUUCAGCAGUUCUACUCACAGACUGUAUCUACAGCCAGCGAGCUCCGCAAACCCAUUUACUGGAUCGUGGCAGCCAAAGCCAUAGAUUACGAACAGAUGCUGUUACUGAUGGCAGGAGUGAAAUGGGACAUUAAAGAGAUAAUGUCACAGCACAAUGUCUAUGUGGAUGUCCUUUUAAAGGAGUUUGAGAAGUUUAACCAGAGACUGGGAGACGUGUCGAAAAUAGUUCGGAUUCCUUUGCCUGUGUCCAAUGUCUUAUGGGAGCACUGCAUCCGUCUGGCCAACAGGACAUUAGUGGAGGGCUAUGCAAAUGUGAAGAAAUGCAGUAAUGAAGGACGUGCACUGAUGCAGCUGGACUUCCAGCAGUUCCUGAUGAAGCUGGAGAAGCUCACCGACCUCAGACCAAUUCCAGACAAGGAGUUCGUAGAGACCUACAUCAAAGCUUACUACCUUACUGAGAACGACAUGGAGCAGUUCAUCAAGAACCACAGGGAGUACUCUAUGAAGCAGCUGACUAACCUGGUUAACGUCUGCCUCGGGUCCCACAUCAACAAGAAAGCGCGACAGAAACUCCUCGCAGCUAUCGAUGACAUUGACCGUCCGAAAAGAUAAAUAAAUGUCACUGAACUACCAAACCGAACUCCACAGAA